AGAGAGCGUCUGUUGACUGGGGCAGGACUUUGGAAAUAUAGUGGGAGUUGCAGAAUUUUUAGUCCCAAAGGGUGUAACGGGACAAAAGUGAGGUUUUGAGAAACGUGAGAGGGUUUAGUAAGCAGUGGUUCAAGUUUGUUUGAAGAUCUGCUGUUGAAGUUUAUAAUGAUGAGGAUGAGUUUGAUCUGUUGGUAGACUGAUGACAGUUGACAGCACCGCGCAUCGAGGGCCAUCAAGUGCCGUGGAUCUCACAGCAACUGAUGGGAUGGAUGGCGAGACGCGCAACAGAAGGAGAUCUUCAAAACACAAAGCUCCCCCUCCUCCUCCUGUCCUAAAAGGCCUGGAUGCUCCAGUGUUGAGCUCCCACAAGCUCCCAGCGUACCCUCAUCCCAGCAUGGACCAGAAGGAGAAUUCACUGGAGAAGGACCUGACGUUAACCGUGGUCCUUCCAGGAGGGGUGGAAAAAAACACUGUAGUCAAUGGCAGUAAACCCAUGAUGGACCUGCUGGUCACGCUUUGUGCAAAGUACCACCUGAAUCCCUCAGGCCACACCAUUGAGCUCAUCACCACCAACAGAAACCACGUCAAGUUCAAACCCAACGCUUUGAUCGGAUCUCUCGAGGCUGAGAAGAUCUUACUGAAACCAAAAGGCCUGGACGACAGAAGCAAAAAGGCAGGACCACAGAUGCCAGAGGCAACUGUACGAUUAGUGAUAGACUACAAGAGGACACAAAAGACGAUUCUCAGGGUGAGUCCUCGGGUUCCUUUGCGAGAUCUUCUUCCUGCUAUCUGUGAGAAAUGCGAGUUCGACCCGCAGAGCACGGUUUUAUUACGAAACGUCCACUCUGAAGACACGUUGGACCUGAACUGUUCACUUAAUGACUUUGGACUGAGAGAAGUCUACGCAAGAGAUACCAGAGUUUUUAUCCCGGUGAGUCCUGUGAGUCUUCCACCUUCUCCGACUCGCUCGGACACGAUACGUCGUAGAAAAGACAAGGAAAAUAAGGGACUGUUCGGCUUGUUUAGAAAAGGAAGUCGAAAGCAUUCAGAACAGUCUGUGACCGUGAGCGCACCGGCAUCUCCGAUACAAAGGAGACAGCGUCCGAUGAGCUUGAGUUCCUUCAGCACUCAUUCGCAGAUGUACGAUUCGAACACCAUGCCCUCUGAAAUGCCAAAGAAGAGACGAGCCCCGCUGCCACCCAACAUGAUGUCACAGAGUACGCCCGCUGACCUCAGCCAUCAUCAGGAAAAUAAUGAAACUGCACGAACCGCAGAGGAUGGUGACCAGAUGAUGUCCCCUUCGAGUCAGGGACCCUUGACCGAAUCGCGUCUCAGGAGGGCGUCCACCAAACGAAAGGCUCCUCCGCCUCCCACCCUGACCUCCGUAGACCCUCCUGAUGAAGCUGCACAGGACCGAAGCGUGACAGAGCCGGUUUUGGCGUCUCCUCUGGAGGAGAUCAGGGAACAGGAGGAGGUGUUGGUGCCCAGAGAAGGUCACGUGAGUCCUGGAGAGCUGGAGGACGACAGCAGUCUGAAUCUGUCUGCUGAUAUUUCGCUCGAUUCGGCUACUCAAAAUUCUGAGAUGGAAAGCGUAUCUCCACAUGGGACGUCCCGAGACGAUCCGUCACAUGACAUCUCCGCUGAUCCAGGACCACCUGACAUCGCAGUGAAUGGAGUUCAGUCAGAUCAGGUCAUGAGCCAGCACGUCCCAUCACAGAUGGAUCCCCUGGAGGAGAGGAUCGAAAAAGCAACCCAGUCUUCUGAAAGCAGUCCGGUUCCAGAGGUUUCGGUGAGCGCUGCAUCUCCCCUUAACACACCUCAGAUGUCUGACUGCGGAGUCCAAACAUCGCUCUCACACACAGACUCCGAUUCGGUUGCACCGCAAACUGUUCCCAAAUCUUCCCCCGAGCCCGGACACUCGUCUUUCCCUGGAUACCAGACUCAAACCCGAGUCGGUUUAACCAAUGCUGCCAUUCAAACCCAGACAGAUUCCACGACUAUCUCUACUGAAUCACCAUCUGGAUUUUGCACUGAACUCCCCGCAGGUCUGCCCACAUCCUCACCUGAGUUAAAGAGGGACAUGUCCACUUCUACAGAAGAGCUUCAUGUUCCUGAACCCAAAACCACCACGACCCAAUCCAGAAUUGGACCAGCGUCCCCACCAACAGCCACUAAAGCAGACAAUGUGCAGUAUAAAGUGGAUGCCGAGCCCAAACCCAAAUCAUCCAAUGAGCUGACUCGUGAAUACAUCCCCAAAGUGGGCAUGACGACUUACACCAUCGUGCCACAGAAGUCUCUAGAAAAGCUGCGUUAUUUUGAGGUGGAACUGACUUUGGAACGACCCGCAGAUGCCGGCAAGGACAGUCCGGACAGCAAAACCUUCUCACCUCCACCCGGCCACCUUCCACAGUUGACCAACGGCACGUCUGCUUUUAAUGGCCACCAGAGAUUCUCCAGAAAAUCCACAGAGCUCACGCGGAGCGUUUCUCUUGCUUCACCUCGAGAUGAUGUCUUCUCGCCCUCGUCUCCAUCACCGGUCGAAUCCGUCGUCAAAGAGAAAAAAGUUCCGCCCGCGAUAAAACCCAAACCGGCAUCUUUCCGUCUGCCACAGCACAAACGAACACCCGGGGAUUACGUGACGUCGGCGGUCGUCCGCAGAGCGAGCUUUGGGAGCUCCAGUAGCGGCGGCAGUUCGUGUGGCAGCCCUGUAGCAAGGUCGAAGGAAGCUUCCAGCAGGCCACAAUCCGAUAUCUUCCCACCUUCGCCGGAGCAGUGGGAAGGAGAGGAGGAUGCAGAGCUACGUGGAUCUAAACCCGAACACGCUGCGAAAGAAGUAGAGGGUCCCAGAUUUCCACCAGCUUCAUGUCUGACCCGUCAGAAGAGUCUUCCUGCGAAGCCCUCGAUGAGCCUGGAGAAGUUGAGAAGCUUUGCUGCUCCCAAACCGUACUCGCCAUCAACGCCUUCCCGCUUCGCUCAGGCCGUGCUGUCCGCCGUCAAAAGGUCGCAAUCUCUUCACCAGCGACCUCCGGGGCACACAAGCUCCAUUAUUGAGUCUCCUGAGCUGCCCGAAAACACAGUGACAGACAAUGGAGAAGAGAGCGCAGAGAGAUACAGAGAGGCCCCAUCACAAAGAGCAGGCCAUGGUGAGCCAGCGCAGAGCUCAACCCCAAAUACAGACAUGGGAACAUAUACGUUUGGAAAUACUCAACCACCACCGGGCUCUGGGGGAUCUUUAGCAUCAUCUUCUACACUGAAGGGAAUAUUAGAAACAUCCUUGGAUGAAUGAGGAAUUCUGACCAUCCUUAAUUCACAAACCACUUCUUAGUGACAAGAUCUCUAGAUGAACCUUGAUUUUUGUUUCUCACUACAGCACAAAUCCAGAUUUGGUUAAAACAAUGUAAAGGUUUUACACUUUUUCCUAUGCAUUGUCCUAAUUGCAAGAUAUCUACAUGCCUUAAAGAGAAAGUUUGCCCAGGAAUGUAAAUUUUGUCAUUAUUUACUCACCCUUCAUGUUAUUUCAAACUCAUUUGCUGUUUUCUCAUAAAACAAUUUUGAAGAAUCUAUAUUACAAUUAA
Misgurnus anguillicaudatus (oriental weatherfish) is the source of this 3575-nucleotide messenger RNA. NCBI's taxonomy places the organism in Eukaryota, Metazoa, Chordata, Actinopteri, Cypriniformes, Cobitidae. The record is from RefSeq and is a predicted model, not a curated record.